Messenger RNA from Lepus europaeus (European hare), 2205 nucleotides. RefSeq names its product surfactant protein A1 (gene SFTPA1). Bases 45 to 887 code for a protein of 280 amino acids. NCBI's taxonomy places the organism in Eukaryota, Metazoa, Chordata, Mammalia, Lagomorpha, Leporidae. The transcript has 5 exons. Gene Ontology annotation, cellular component: multivesicular body; rough endoplasmic reticulum. The record is from RefSeq and is a predicted model, not a curated record.
ACCCGCAGGGGUAGGGAGGAAGCUUGGGAGCCCGCAUCCUAUAUAUGGUCCUGUCCACUGUCCACUCUGGCUUGGGGAUAGAGAGAGAUCCACAUAGCCUGGAGGGUCUGUGUGCAGGAGACGCUGCCGGAGCAGGCGCCAUGUUGCUGCUCUCCCUGGCCCUCACCCUGAUCUCAGCGGCAGCCUCUGACUUCGUGCGCGACACAAAGGAUGUUUGCAUUGGAAGCCCUGGCAUCCCGGGAACUCCCGGAACCCAUGGCCUGCCCGGCAGAGAUGGGAGAGAUGGUGUCAAAGGAGACCCUGGGCCCCCAGGCCCCAUGGGCCCCCCUGGAGGAAUGCCGGGUCUCCCUGGGCGUGACGGACUGCCUGGAGCCCCGGGUGUUCCUGGGGAGCGUGGAGACAAGGGUGAGCCUGGGGAGAGGGGUCCUCCAGGGUUUCCAGCUUACCUAGACGAGGAGCUCCAAGCCACACUCCAUGAACUAAGACACCACACCCUGCAGUCAAUAGGAGUCCUCAGCUUGCAGGGGUCCAUGAAGGCAGUGGGAGAGAAGAUCUUCUCCACCAAUGGGCAGUCGGUCAAUUUUGAUGCCAUCAGAGAGAUAUGCGCCAGAGCAGGUGGCCGCAUUGCCGUCCCGAGGAGUACAGAGGAGAAUGAGGCCAUUGCAAGCAUCGUGAAGGAGCGUAACACCUAUGCCUACCUGGGCCUGGCCGAGGGCCCCACUGCUGGAGACUUCUACUACCUGGAUGGGCACCCUGUGAACUACACCAACUGGUACCCAGGGGAGCCCAGAGGUCAAGGCAGAGAGAAAUGCGUGGAGAUGUACACAGAUGGGAAGUGGAAUGACAAGAACUGCCUGCAGUACCGGCUGGUCAUCUGUGAGUUCUGAGCCAGCACUUGGGCCACAAGAUAGACAGAAUCCUGUCUUGCUUUUCCACCUCCCUCCCAAGGGGCCCCUUGGUCUACAAGAUGCUGUAACUCCUUAUAAACGAAGUCUAUUUGUGGUUCUUAGACUUGGAAGCAUCCUUAACCACUUGGAGCCCCGGAUGAGCUCUGGCUGCUCCCCCACAAUCACCAAUCAGCCUUAACACUCCCUUGAGCCCAGUCUUAGCACUGAACUUGAGGCAGUCACUAACCUUGGCCUUGGCUUGAGACAGAGUCCUCACCUUGUCCAGUUCCUUCACCUACACAUGGCAGCAGUGAGGUCCCGGAUGGAGGGCCCUGGAAAGCCACACAGAGACUGCCUGCCUCCAUCCCCUCUACUCCUCCUCGGUGGCACACCCUCUGCCCAGGCUCUUCCCCAGCAAAGUGGUGGCCAGCUCACCCCUAGUGAUUGGCAGGUGCAACCCAGUCCCCUGAGUCUUUGGAUUGGAUCUUGUAUUGGAUCUCACUCCCUGGACCUAAAAGCAGCCAGCCAAGGCCUCUGGGGCAAGAACGUGUCCGCUCACCUUCAUAUAACCUGGGCGACUUCCUGCUUACGAACAUAACCCCCGACCCUCUCCAGACCUUGGUGAGGUAGUCACGGCCCUCACCACGCCACCGGCUCUGCGUCCUCUGUUCAUAAAUUCAUUCAGCCCGAUGUUUCACUACAAUAUCAUAAUGAGUGUCAGGCCGAGUCUUGGGGUGGAUAAGGCACCUGCAGGUAGUUGUUUGCCCUGAACCUGUUUGUUCGUCUACCAAACGGGGAUAAAAUACUCUUUGCUCUUGUAGUGAUCACUGUCCCCCCACUGCCAUAAAUACUGCUACCGAAAGAGGCCGUUCACUGCACUCACUAAGCCACCUUCACAGGCAUCGUAUCAAAUAUUAUGAAAUCUUUUCACAAUGCCACAGGGCCAGUGCUAUUUUCCCCACUUAAAAAAUCUGAUGAUGCUGGAGCUUCAAGGAGUUAAAGGUUCUGAAUGUUGUUAUGGAGAGCAGGUGGUAGAGCAUCAGUUCAAGACUCCCUACCCUGACCUGGAGCUCAUGCUCCUAACCACCCCAUCCUCGGGCUGGACAGAGAUGACUCAAGGGUAAUAAAUCGUGAAUGUGUUCCAAGAAGCACCACGUGCCUGUAUUUCUAUAGCUCAGACUCACGACGGCUCCGAGCCGCUGCUAGCCUGAGGAAUGGGGAAAGUCGACCUCAGUGUGUGCUCGCUUUGUCCAGAGGGAAGGGUGUCCCGUUCUCCUCCCUCGGGUGCAUAUAGCGAUGGGAGCUACACAGACACUUG